Messenger RNA from Aspergillus welwitschiae, 797 nucleotides. RefSeq lists its product as uncharacterized. The record is from RefSeq and is a predicted model, not a curated record. The transcript has a single exon. Bases 477 to 749 code for a protein of 90 amino acids. Lineage: Eukaryota; Fungi; Ascomycota; Eurotiomycetes; Eurotiales; Aspergillaceae.
GUGUGUGUGUGUGUGUGUGUGUGUGUGUGUGUGUGUGUGUGUGUGUGUGUGUGUGUGUGUGUGUGUGUGUGUGUAUGCGUGUGUUUCACUGCGCUCGUUUUGAGAUUAGUUGAUUGACACGGAGGAGGAGGCCGAGUUGUAUGUGGGGUGGCGUCCUCUUGUCUACAAAAGCAAUAAAAACACGAUCCCAAAAAUAGUUGCAGUCGAGCUGUGUUGUCCUAAGCACCGGUCAAACCAAAGUAGACAGAUAAGACUAGACUAGACCUCCAGUUGGGAACCGAAGGGGCCGGUGAUGGGCCUGGAAGGUUGCGAAGGUGUGACGUGACGUCAGGCAGCACGUCAAGGAGCGUCAAUUCCUCGGGCUACAAAAGUAGGAGGCCUGGAGAAGAAGCCGUAAUAGCCGAUCCUUCGUAGGGGGGAAAAAUGAUCCAGAAGUAAAUUUUGGAGUGGGAAGGAGGGUGUGAAUGGAUGGAUAGAUGAUUAACGGCCCAGACGUAAGCACCCUGAUCAGCAAGCAGCAUCUGAGGCUGUGGGGAAAAGGAUUGUGGUGUCGGUGGCAUGAGGGGAACAUCCAUGUCGUGAUGAAAUCAUGGCGCCUGUGCUUUAGGAGGGUUGGUGACGAGGUGGGAAGGGAAGGGCAGGGAAAGAAGGGUUUAGGCACCUACGUAGCCAACAGAGCAAUGCCUCAUUCUGCAGCAGGAAGACUCCACCGAGGAUGCAGAAGAAGGGUGUGGGUGGAGGAGGACUAAGAAGUCAGAAAUCAUGUACAUGAGAGUACGGGGAAGAGGCAUCGCGAC